AGAGAAAAAUGUCUUCAAACGGUGGAAAAUAUGCUGCUAAACUACUUCGAGCUGGAAGAUAAGGAAUUUAAAUCUUCAUUUUGGUACGGAUAUAUAGUAUAGCAUUUCGUCGUUAAUAUAAUAUACAUUGUGAUUAUGCUUUAGUAUAUACGAUAGACUAUUGGUAUUGGGAUUUGCGCAAGGGACAUCAGCUACAUCACAUUGUAUCACACAUCAACGGAACGCCGUUAAUGUAUUACGACAUCAAGCUGCUUGACCAAGCGCCUUCCGACUAUGAAAAAACAUUGCUUGAACAAUACGCAACCAAACAUGGAGAAACGUAUAACGAAGGAUGGCUAAAUGAUAAGAUAAUAAACAAUUUUCUAAUCGAUGUACAAAGAAAAUCUCAGGGUACCAAUCGUGUAGCAGUCAUGAGCAGCUUCAUGUACACAAAACUAUGUAAAUAUGGCGUCCAUUCCAUAACGAAAUGGAUUCAAAAGAACCCAUUCUUUAAAGCAGACCUGUGCUUCAUACCAAUAAAUUGGGACAAUAAUCACUGGAGUCUUGGGGUAGUGGACUUUACUUCAUGUACCAUAUUUCUUUAUGACCCUAUGGCUAUGGCAAUGUUAAGAGAAGAGAGAAAUUUCCACAAAAAAAUUAGAUUACUGAUAGCACACCUUCAGGCAAUAUGCCCAGAAAUGAGUCCACCAGAUGUUAAAUAUUUUGAUAACUCCACAAAAUUUGAACCCAGACAGCUUGAUGGAAGUUCAUGUGGGGUUUUUGUAUGCAUGGUAGCUGAUUAUAUGGUCAAUGGUUUGGAUGUGAACUUUACACAGGAAGACAUACCAUGUUUAAGAAAAUACAUGGCUGUUCGCCUAGCAAAUCCUGAAAAAAACUUCCAAAUACCAAUAAGGAAACAAACUGAACAUUGCAAUGAGGAUGACCAUGCCACAUACACACUUAAAGCAAAGGUUAGAAAUAUUCUGUCUCUAUCAGAUGAUGGCUUAGAGUCUGUCUUUAAAGAAGUAUUAAAGGAAGGUGAUAAAGGAUUCUUAACAAUUAGCUUGGUUUGUAAGCGAUUUAGACAGAUAGUGGGAAGAGACUCUUUUAGACGCACCACUCACUUCGCCUGGUUAAACAGUGUGUGGGAAUGGAAUUCAUCAUCAAAAGAAUUCAAAGAGGAGAAUUACAAAAUGUAUGAAAUAAAAACUUGUUUUCAAUGUGGCAUGUCAUUUAAAGAAAUGUAUGGCUUUAUUGGAAAUGGUAAAUUUGGCGAGUUCAGAAAAUUUUACUCAACUCUUGAAUAUCCAGGAUUCUGCAGUAAAGAGUGCAUUAAAGAAAGCUAAUUAAUAAAGUUGGAAGUAAUUACAUCAGGACUAUAUAUGGCAUAAACCUUUAAGAAAACAUCAUGUUUCAUAAUAUCUGUUGAACAUAAUACCAGGCUGAUAUUUUCACAGAUAGCUGCCACUGUUAAGCCGGUUUUCCACUAGCAAUAUUUUUGCGAAGCGACUUUAUUCCUUUGUAUUUGAGCAAUUUGUUCCAGAUGGUUGCAGUUAAGAGCUCUGGAACAAAUGUAAAAUGUCGAUUCGCACGAAUAAUAUCGCUAGUGGAAAACCGGCUUUAGACACCCUUGAUGGUCAUUGUGUACAUAAUAUACUGACAACUCCACAAAUUUAUCAGAAUCUUCUUUCACCUAUGUCCUUAUGAAACAUUUCAAUUGGACUUUGCUAAAGCCCAAGGGAAAUUUUCAUUGUCUUUGAAAAUAUCAACUUAAAAUUUGUUUGUAAAUAUAUGCUAGUAUUUAGUUGAACAUUGUUGUCCAUUUAUAAUAUUCACAUCUAUAUAAAUCACAUGUAAAAUAUUCACAAUUAUAUAGUUUUAAUAUAUAU
This is a messenger RNA of Dendronephthya gigantea, 1868 nucleotides long. RefSeq lists its product as uncharacterized. Bases 231 to 1325 code for a protein of 364 amino acids. Gene Ontology annotation, biological process: protein desumoylation. Gene Ontology annotation, cellular component: nucleus. The transcript has 9 exons. Lineage: Eukaryota; Metazoa; Cnidaria; Anthozoa; Malacalcyonacea; Nephtheidae. The record is from RefSeq and is a predicted model, not a curated record. Gene Ontology annotation, molecular function: deSUMOylase activity.